Balaenoptera musculus (blue whale) is the source of this 4765-nucleotide messenger RNA. It is a transcript of the gene PEX7, whose product is annotated as peroxisomal biogenesis factor 7. Gene Ontology annotation, cellular component: cytosol; peroxisomal matrix. The transcript has 11 exons. The record is from RefSeq and is a predicted model, not a curated record. Gene Ontology annotation, biological process: protein import into peroxisome matrix. The coding region runs from base 110 to 1057 and encodes 315 amino acids. Gene Ontology annotation, molecular function: protein binding. Lineage: Eukaryota; Metazoa; Chordata; Mammalia; Artiodactyla; Balaenopteridae.
CGUCUCAGCUGCUAGGAUCUCUAAUUCUCUUAGCGAGUCCGGACCGUCCGCCUCCAACUCGGAAGGGCUUCGGCGGCUGGGGCGGCGAGGCACGCAGGCGGCGGGCGGGAUGAGCGCGGCGCGUGGCGGAGCGGUGCGGUCGCUGCGGGUGCCCGGCCGCCACGGCUAUGCCGCCGAGUUUUCCCCAUACUUGCCGGGCCGCCUGGCCUGCGCCACCGCGCAGCACUACGGCAUCGCGGGCUGUGGAACCCUGCUAAUACUGGAUCAAAAUGAAUCUGGGCUUAGGCUUUUUAGAAGCUUUGACUGGAACGAUGGUUUGUUUGAUGUGACCUGGAGUGAGAACAAUGAGCACAUCCUGGUCACCUGUAGUGGUGAUGGCUCGUUACAGCUCUGGGACACCGCCAGGGCCGCAGGGCCACUGCAGGUCUACAAGGAGCACACUCAGGAGGUGUACAGUGUUGACUGGAGUCAAACCAGAUGUGAACAGCUUGUGGUGUCUGGCUCAUGGGAUCAAACUAUCAAACUGUGGGAUCCAACUGUUGGAAAGUCUCUGUGCACCUUUAGAGGCCAUGAAAGUGUCAUUUAUAGCACGAUCUGGUCGCCCCACAUCCCUGGUUGCUUUGCUUCAGCCUCAGGCGAUCAGACUUUGAGAAUUUGGGAUGUGAAGACAACAGGAGUCAGAACUGUGGUUCCAGCACAUCAGGCAGAAAUUCUGAGUUGUGACUGGUGUAAAUACAAUGAGAAUUUGCUAGUGACAGGGGCAGUUGAUUGUAGUUUGAGAGGCUGGGACUUGAGGAAUGUACGACAACCAGUAUUUGAACUUCUUGGUCACACCUAUGCUAUUAGGAGAGUGAAAUUUUCACCAUUUCAUGCUUCUGUGUUGGCCUCUUGCUCCUAUGAUUUUACUGUAAGAUUCUGGAACUUUUCAAAGCCUGACCCUCUUCUUGAAACAGUGGAACAUCAUACAGAAUUUACUUGCGGUUUAGAUUUAAGUCUUCAGAGUCCUACUCAGGUUCCUAAUUUUCUCAUUGGCUUCUUCAUCCAGAAAAAAGAUUAAGACAGCUUACAAAAUACAAAAACAAGACCACAAGAACAAAACGAGACAUAAAGUGGAGCCAGGAGUGGGCUUGAAAAUAUAUGCCUUAAAGUCCUAGAAAGUUGCUACUGGCAGCAUAAAUGGGAAGUCUGGUCAAGUACACAAUGCUGCCCAAGGCCUGAGGGCAAGGACUUCGUCCUAGUCCCUGGCUUGGCCCUAGCACCAUGCCUGGCACAUAGAAAGUGCUCAAUGAAUAUUUGUCAAAUGAAUGAAUGGUCUCACAGAAAGUAUAACUCUUUUCAGUUCUUAGACCAAUCAGUGCUAAUUGUUUUUGAGAGGCCCCCACAGAGAGGACACUGCUUCACAUGAAGGUCGUGUAAGGAACAAGGUGCUCAAACACAUCCUGCGAUGUGUCACGAUGAUUAGGUUGGUUCAUAGAGCUGCUUUGUGUUGCAUGCAGUUCAAUAAAAGUGGGUUCACAGUGAAUGUUCUCUGUAUCGGCAGAAUUUAUAAUAGACCUUUUAAAAUACCUAACCCAGAUCAUAUUUACAGUGAAAUGAAAUUACUUAUUUUUCUUUUAGAAUGCAAGAGAUUUUAUUAAAAUAAUCUACCAUGUAUCAUUUGAAACAAAUACUUGUGAUUUUAAAAACUAAUAUCUCUCUUGAUUUAUUUCCCCUCUAUUUUGGGGAUGUUAGAGAUGUCUAGAACCCUACCUUCAUAAUACUUAACUCAGGUGCUUGGAGUCUCUCAGUCUGAAGGAGGGUGGGUGAACAUUUCUUCAGUGAGUUCGCUGAGCUAGGACUGGCAAACUAGAGGAAAAGGAGCUGGAUUGUGUCCUGAAAGGGAAUGCACACGAUUUUUGAAUUCUUGGUAAUUCACAAACCGAGCAGCCUCUGGACUUUAGAGGACAACCAGUCCUCAUUCUUCUAGUUGGGAAAAUUAGAAUUUGUCUCCUGGCAACUGAGUUCUUGGGUUUCAUCCUGCCUGCCCCGCCAAGCUCCUCCUGCACCUGCAGUGACGACACAGCACUGAGGAGUGGAUGCAGGAGAGGGGAACCCAGGUCACUGAGCGUCUUCUGUGACCUGGGCAUUACGUGAGAUGCUUUCUGUAUCUAAUCCCCUUUAAUCUUUAUAACACCCCUGCAAGGAAGCCCUCCCAUUUUCCAGACAAGGAAACGAAGGCUCUCGGGAGUCAUAGUAGCCAGGAAAUAUGGAGCUGGAAUUUGAAAUCUGCUGUGACUGGAUCUGGUCCUGCCAUGUGGCCACCUUUUCCUAGGAAUAACAGAAAUUGGCCCACUGAGAAAUAGUAAAGCUGUGGGACAUUCUGGUGACUAGAUCCUGAUCGUUCCUGAGAAAACUGGCAAAAUUGUGUUUCCAAGUCUAAAGCGCUAAGAAGCUGACCCGGGGUCUGGGGUGACCCUGAGGUAUGUCAACCCCAGGGAGACCCAGGCUGAGAGCCAGCUGUCCCUUCUGCCUUUGGCAGUGAGUGUUCUCUGUAUAUCUUAGCUAUAAUUUGGCUCUUCCAGCAAUGAACUCAUUAAUUUCUUACUUAACUGGCCUCUUCUUGAAAGAGAUAAUCCGCUUACAUGUUUUUGACUUCCAUACUGACUACUCCCAAAUCUCCUGCCUUCCCCACUUGGGUCUCCCUCAGCCUUUGCACUCAUUUUCUUUCUACCAAAUUCAUCUUGCUCACCAAAUGGGCUCCUCCUGCACAUGCUUUUUUCAUUUGUUGUCAAUACUGUCCACCCAGGCGCUCAAGCUAAAGACCUAAAUGCCAUCCUUGUUCCUUUCCUUAUUCCCACCUCUCCAGUCCAAGGCACAUCAAAUAGGUCACCAAGUCCUAUCCCUUUCACACCCUAAAUACUUCUCCAUUCUGUCUCUUCCUCUCAAUCCAAACACCACUGCCCUCGUUCAGGCCAUCAUUAGCUUUUCUCUGGACGAUCACAGCAGCUUCCUCAAUGCUUUGUCUGUUUCAAGUUCUGUACCCUCGGAGCCAUCCUCCUCAACACAGCUGCCGGAGGCUGAUCCGAAAUGCAAUCUGACUACAUCAAUUUCAGUGUAAAACUUUUCUCUGCUUAUAGGAUUGUCUACGGGAAAAAGUUCAAGCUCACUAACCAGGCAGCCAAAGUCCUCUGGGGCUAGCCCUUGCCGCUCUCUGCAGCAUUGCUUCUCUCCACAUUGUCACGGACUUUGUGCUCCAGCAACACCAGUGUGCUCACAAACUCCCUGUGUAAAUAAUGCAGGUUUUCAUUUCUAUCUUAGCUUAAGGUAAUCCAUGUGCCUGGAUUACCCUGCUCUUGGCUUGGCAAAUUCUUACCCAUCAUUUAUUUGAAAGUCAUGUGAAAUGACUAAAGAAAAAGUUUGACAACACACAAAAAUUAAAAUAGCAGAACACACUCUUAGCAAAGCUAAAAGAAGACGUAUUGGAAGAAUAUAUUUGCAGCAUACGUAACAAAUGAUUUAAUAUCCAGAAUUUAUAAAGAGCUCUUAAAAAUCACUAAGAAGACAACCAAACAUAAAAGCAACAAAGGAUAUCAAUAGGAAAACAAAUAUUUAAUAUACUUCAAAAGGAUACUUAGUUGAACUUUGUCUCAUUGAUGACAAAGAAUUUUUUUGCUUAUUAGUUUGGCAGACAUUUAAAAUAUUGAUAAUAUCCAAUAUUGGUUAAAGCGAAAGUACUGUUAUAUACCUUUUUGGAAGGCAGUUUGGCAAUGAAGGUUUUAAAUUAGCUGUUGACCCAGCAGUUUCAGGUCUAGGAUUCCCUGCCUGUACCCAGCCUCCCCCACCAAAUCCUUACAGAAGUGUCUAAGAACAAAUUUCCAAGUGUAAUCAUUACAUCAGUAUUUGGUAAAACCUAGACGCCUGUCUGGAGAAGAAAGAUUAUAUGAUAGAACAGUCAUUUAAAAGAAUAAGGUAGAACUAUGUGUGCUGACAUGGAAAAACAGACUGUUAUUGAUAUGUGUAUUAUCUACUUCUGUGUAACAAAUCACCCCAAAACUUAGCAGCUUAAAGCAACAAACAUUUAUUUAUCUUACAGUUUCUAGAGGUUUGGAAUCCAGGAGUAGUUUAGCUGCACUGUUUUGGCUUAGGUUUUCUCAUGACAUUGCAGUUAAGCCGUCACCUAGGUCUGCAGACAUCUGAAGCUCAGCAGGGGCUGAAGGGUCAGCUUCCAAAGUCACUUACAUGAUUGUUAGCUGGCCUCAGGUGCUCACUGUGUAGAACCCUCCACUGGCUAGCUGAGUGUCCCUACGACAUGGCAUCUGGCUUUCCUCCAGACUGAAUGAUACAAGAGAAAGAGAAAAUUCAAGAUGGAAGCCUCGGUCUUCUGCACACUAAUCUCAGGAGUGACGCCAUCACGUCUGCUGCGUUCUACUGGUCACUCGGACCGACUGUUGUACAGCAUGGGAGGGGUCAACAGGAGUGUAAACAUGAGGAAGCCAGCCAUCUCUGGGGACUCUCUUGGAGGCUGGUUACCACAAUAUGCGUUUAUAGACAAAUGUGUAUGAUAUCCUAAUUUUAUUUUUUUUUAAAGGGAGAAUUAUGUAUGUAUACAUAUAUGCACAAGAAAAACUGAAAGGUUCACGCCAAACUCUUAACAGUAUCCAGCUCCGUGUAGUGGGUCUGGGGGUGGGGAAUAUUGAAGACAGCAUGUUCACUUAUUACUUACAAAGUUUGUUUUCCUUUUAUGUACUAUAAUGAGCAUGUAUUACUUUUACAAUUAAAAUAAUGA